UGGACACGCCCCUGUGCUGCGCCUGGUGGUGUUGCAUGUGCGUGAGUGCAGUCGGCAGUUUUGAAAGCAGUUCCUGAUAGAGAGACUAUCGCUCCGCUUCUACACUGGCAGAGCAGAAGAAAGAGAGAGAGCGAGGGAGAGGGGAGAGCGAGAGAGAAAGAGAGAGAGAGGUUUCUCCCCGAGCGCCGGGUCCACAUUUGCACGAUGGCAUCAGAUCCAGGGCUGCUGCCCCUCUUAGUGUGGACUAUAUCAAUGCAGGUCCUGGGAUCCAGAGGAACAUCCAAUAAUGAAGUGAAUCUCCUUGACACAACUAAAAUAUCAGGAGACUGGGGCUGGCUCACAUAUCCUUCACACGGGUGGGAUGCGAUCAACGAAAUGGACGAGUACUUCAGCCCCAUCCACACGUACCAGGUGUGCAACGUGAUGAGCCCGAGUCAGAACAACUGGCUGCGCACCAACUGGAUCCAGCGGGACGGUGCACGGCGGAUCUACAUCGAGAUGAAGUUCACCCUGCGCGACUGCAACAGCAUGCCAGGCGUCCUCGGCACCUGCAAAGAGACCUUCAACCUCUACUACUACGAAACAGACCGGGACGUGGGCACCAGCAUCUGGGAGAGCCAAUUCUCCAAAAUCGACACCAUCGCUGCAGACGAGAGUUUUACCAAUGUGGAUCUGGGAGUGCGAAGACUCAAACUCAACACUGAGAUCCGUGGCGUCGGGCCGCUGGGCAAACGCGGCUUCUACUUGGCCUUCCAGGAUAUCGGAGCCUGCAUCGCCAUCGUGUCAGUACGGGUGUAUUAUAAACGCUGCACGGGAAUGGCACGUAACCUGGCCAUCUUCACCGAUGUGGUGACUGGUGCAGAUUCGUCCUCAUUAGUGGAGGUUCGGGGUCAGUGUGUGGAUCACGCCGAGGAAAGAGACACACCUAAGAUGUACUGCAGUGCUGAGGGCGAGUGGCUCGUUCCUAUUGGACGAUGCGUGUGCAGCGCUGGCUUCGAAGAACAUAGAGACAACUGCAUUGCUUGUGAGGUGGGUUUCUACAAGCCUGUGGCAGGAGAUCAGCAGUGUGGAAAAUGUCCUCUGCACAGUCACUCUGAGACCCGAGCUGCUCUGUCCUGCCCGUGUGAUGCCAACUUCUAUCGCUCAUCUACAGAUCCACCUUCUUCUCCUUGCACAAGACCUCCGUCAGCUCCAGUGAACAUCAUCUCAUCAGUGAACGGGACGUCGGUCAGUCUGGAGUGGGUUUUGCCUCUGGACACCGGAGGCCGCAGUGAUGUGAUCUAUGACGUCCUCUGCCAGAAGUGUGAUAAAGAUGGGUUACAGUGCGAGGACUGUCGGGUGGGUGCGGGUGGAGGUAACGGGGCAGGGACUGUAAAUGGGGCUUCUGGGGACGCCAGUGGAGCUGCUGGCGGGACAGUGGGAGCCUUGAAUGGGCUUGUAGUGGCCAGAUCAGGAGCAGCUCCAGUGCGCUUUAUCCCUCAGCGAACAGGACUUACUGAGCCAUGGGUGACAGUGCUGAAUCUCGCCGCUCAUGCUAACUAUACCUUCCGUAUCAUGGCACUGAAUGGAGUCACACAUCUGAGCAACGAGCAGCCGCAGUCUGUGAUGGUCAAUAUCACCACUAACCAGGCAGCUCCAUCUGAAGUGAUGGCCGUCCGGCAGGAAAACGCCAGUCAGAACAGCGUCACUCUUUUCUGGCACGAACCAGCGCAGCCCAACGGAGUCAUAUUAGAGUAUGACAUCAAAUAUUACGAAAAGGACAACGAGCAGCAAAGUUAUGCUACACUGAAGUCAAAGAACACCAGUGCUAAAGUGUCCGGUUUGAAGCCUGGAACGAGUUAUAUCUUCCAGAUUCGGGCCAGAACCUCGGCCGGCUGUGGACGCUUCAGUCAGUCGGUGGAGAUACAGACCGGCAAAGCACCUCCCCUGCGAAAUACCAACGUGACCAUUAUCUGGAUCUGCAUGGCUUCGGUAACAGGACUGGUGACAUUUCUGGCCGUUGUCAUCUGCAGAAAACGGCAAGAGGAGUACUUUGAAUUACGCUGUGGGUACAGCAAAGCUUUCCAGGACUCAGACGAGGAGAAAAUGCACUACCAAAAUGGCCACGUAUCAUUUCCAGAAGCCAGAUUUUAUAUUGAUCCCCACACAUAUGAGGACCCCUGCCAGGCUGUCCACGAGUUUGCCAGAGAAAUUGAAGCAUCCAGGAUCAAAAUAGAGAAAAUCAUUGGUUCAGGAGAAUUUGGGGAAGUGUGUUACGGCCGGAUGAAGCUGCCGGGGAAACGUGACGUCCCGGUGGCUCUGAAGACUCUUAAAGCCGGAUACACCGAGAAGCAGAGGAGAGAUUUCCUGGCUGAAGCCAGCAUUAUGGCACAGUUUGACCACCCGAAUGUCAUCCACCUCGAGGGGGUGGUUACUCGCAGCAAACCAGUAAUGAUCAUCACAGAGUACAUGGAGAACGGCUCCUUGGACUCUUUCUUGAGGAGACACGACGGUCAGUUCACCAUUAUUCAGCUGGUUGGGAUUCUGCGUGGCAUCGCAGCUGGCAUGACUUACUUGGCUGAUCUGGGUUACGUCCACCGGGAUUUGGCUGCCAGGAACGUUCUGGUCAACAGUAAUCUGGUGUGCAAGAUCUCAGACUUCGGGCUUUCACGAGUGCUGGAGGACGAUCCUGAUGCAGCAUAUACUACCAGCGGAGGAAAGAUCCCCAUCCGCUGGACGGCACCGGAGGCCAUCGCCUAUCGCAAGUUUUCCUCCUCCAGUGACGUGUGGAGUUAUGGAGUGGUGAUGUGGGAAGUGAUGUCAUAUGGAGAAAGGCCAUAUUGGAACUUGACCAACAGAGAUGUGAUCAAGUCCGUAGAGGAGGGUUACCGUCUCCCGGCCCCCAUGGGCUGCCCCGGGGCCCUCCACACCCUCAUGCUGGACUGCUGGCAGAAAGACCGCAACGAAAGACCCAAAUUCUGCCAGAUCGUCACAGUCCUGGACAAACUGAUCCGCACUCCAGAAACACUCAAAUCAGUGGAAACAUUGUGCAGACUAAACAGUCCUUUGAUGAACAGAAGUAUUCCUGAUUUCACCAGCUGCAGAUCGGUGGACGAGUGGUUGGACACCAUUAAAAUGGGCCGCUAUAAGGACCACUUUGCCGCAGGAGGGUAUCGCACACUUGGACAUGUGAUGAGCAUGAAACAACACGACAUCCAGCGGUUGGGCGUCACAUUAAUGGGCCACCAGAAGAAGAUCAUGACCAGCGUCCAGGUGAUGAGAGUGCAGGUACUGAACCAGAGCGUGCCAUCAGUGCACAUAUAAUCACAGACUGAUCUGAUAUGUGUUUGGGUCUCGUGUACGAACUGCAAAAAAAAACAAAAAACUCUCCCCUCCUUAACAAAAACUGGACUAUUACUGCGAUAAAGGAUAGGAGUUUUUUUUUCUUCUUCUUCUUCUUCCGCAAUGAUCUCUCUUCUCUUUUACUUCCUUUUGUAAAUGUUUGGACUGCCUUAAAUGACAUAAUUUAAAUAUCGUUGUACAUGGAUAAAGAUUUUAUUGAAUUCUAGAGUCAUGAAUAUGUAACGAGCGGACCUAAUGAAUAUUAAAACCGUGGAGAUGAAUAUGCAUAGUGUACAAGUUUGGCCACACCCACCACAGCGCCGGAUGAAACUACGAGUGCCUGAAACAUGACACCUGAAAAAAACAACAACAAGACGUCGCAAGAGAAUAAACGAAUAAUCUACUGUAUGACAAAACCGCAACCCUCCGGAGGAAACGUUCAGCUUCUUCACAAGAUUACGGACAAACGCUGAAUUAGUCUCUGCGGUCGUAAAAAGGGGGCGAAAAAGGCAAUUAUGUAUGUCAUGUGUUUGAUUAAACGCUCUGAAACUCAAGCGGCUGUUGUUUAUUGCGUACAUCGGCGAAUCCCUCUGGAAAUGAGAGGAGUAAAUGUGUGUAAAUGUUGGUCUGCGGAAAACACAAACACUUUUAACGUUUGAAAUCUGUCUGAAAUGGAGUGUGUGCCUUUCUUACAGAGUUCAGACCCGUUUGGAAAUAUUUAUUCUUAGCGUUCGCAGAGUUUGGGCUGUUUUACAUCAGAUACAUGAUUCAUUUUGAAUGCGUAAUCAACAUAAAUGUGUGGAUUUUGAUGGGACUGACGCUUUUAAAGUCAACAUGAAAUUAAAACUGACCCUGAUUACUUUACUCAGUGUUUUAUUAUGGACGGUUCAUCAUCGGUGCAUGUUUUGUUUGUCAUCAAAAUGCAUUUUAAGUGCAUUAAACUUUGUUGUCAGUAAAAAUUUCAUGUUGACUUUACCAAAACACUGGACCUCAUUUAAUUUUUGACAACAGGGUAUUAUCUGUACAUUCAUUCUUAUUUUUUUUAUUUAUUAAAUUAUGAUUAUUCAGAUUUAAUUAAAUUAAUUGUGCGUUUGUUUGGUGGAAUUAGUUUCCCAUGAAUCGUAUAUGUAAAUAUGAAUAAAAUACUUUUUUUUGGAGCUCUCGUUCUUUGUUUCUUUGCAAAUAAAAACAAAACACUGUCAUAUAGUGUAUGUCAAUACAUUUAGCAAUGCAGAGAGGAUAUUUAAAUGUGUUUAUCAAUAUGAUUGCGUUUUAGUAUCAUGGAGGUUCUUGUGUCAACGUUUUGAUAUGUUUCUUUUAUUUUUAUAUUUGUGUUCAUUAAAAUGUAUUGGUUUUAUUAA
Molecule: messenger RNA, 4682 nt
Organism: Danio aesculapii
Lineage: Eukaryota; Metazoa; Chordata; Actinopteri; Cypriniformes; Danionidae
Gene: epha8
Product: eph receptor A8
Exons: 17
Coding region: 205-3303 (1032 amino acids)
Biological process (GO): cell surface receptor protein tyrosine kinase signaling pathway; protein phosphorylation; axon guidance
Cellular component (GO): neuron projection; plasma membrane
Molecular function (GO): transmembrane-ephrin receptor activity; ATP binding; protein binding
Source: RefSeq, a predicted model, not a curated record